Molecule: messenger RNA, 6616 nt
Organism: Patella vulgata (common limpet)
Lineage: Eukaryota; Metazoa; Mollusca; Gastropoda; Patellidae
Product: deleted in malignant brain tumors 1 protein
Exons: 26
Coding region: 521-4882 (1453 amino acids)
Cellular component (GO): membrane
Source: RefSeq, a predicted model, not a curated record
CAGUCGGUGCAGCACAAUAGGACGUUAAACCCCAAUUUAUUUCAAUCAUUUUAGUAUAUAGGUUUAAGAAUAGACAUAAAUUAAAACCAAGUAUGUUCAAACAGGCGUGGGGGGUUGGAUGGCCGUAUGGUUAGCACGUGCCCGCUGUAUCGUGAGACCUGUUAUUGAGUCAGCUGACGUGGUUUGGAAUCCCCAGUUGUACGUGACAAGGAGUAGGGUUGCCUGUCCAACCUCGUGGGUUUUCUCCGGGUCCUCCAGUUUCCUCCCACUGUUAAAUACCCCUGCGCGCAAGCGAAUUGUUGAAAUAAAAUUAAACCAUAUGUUAGUCCCGAAAUGAUCUAGUCUGUGUCGAGUGGACGUUAAACCCCAUUUCUCUCUCUUUCAAAUAAGCGUAACGGCUGUGACCUCCAAUAUUUCAGCUCGUUCGUUCGCCCACUUCCUCCUAUAGACUGACAUCGUAAACAAGUAUUUCCUAAGAAACUUGCCAGAGGAAACCGCAAAAAUAGGCUUGGUCCAACUUAUGUAUUUCAGCACCAUACCGGUACCACUAAAUAAUGGUUAUUUUACGUCCGCACUUAAUUUACCCAUGUGGUUAGAUGAUGUUAACUGUAACGGUAGUGAGAAGAAUUUAGAUGAUUGUAAAUUUAAACCUUGGGGUUUUAAUAAUUGUGAAGUUGGAGAAACUGCUGGUGUAAUGUGUCUACCAAAUGUAACGAAUCCUACUGUACAAGUUCGUUUAAAGAAUGGAUUGACACGUUACCAGGGUAGAGUGGAGGUUUUCUAUAAUGGUAUAUGGGGUUCUAUCUGUGAUGAUUCUUUUGAUUCACGUGAUGCUGUAGUUGUCUGUAAGAUGUUGGGGUUUGGAGCACAAGCAACUUUAAGAAGUUUUUCUGGUAGUACAAGAGGUCCUAUUUGGCUUGAUGAUGUUAAUUGUGAUGGUACCGAGACAUCUAUAGCUGAUUGUGAUUUUAAAGGUUGGGGAGAAACUAAUUGUGAUCAUAGUGAAGACGUGGCUAUUGUUUGUACUGAUCCUGUUAUUCCGAAGAUUGUCGCCAGAUUAUCCAAUGGGCCGUCAUCCAUGGAAGGAAGAUUAGAAGUUUUACACAAUAAUCAAUGGGGCACUGUCUGUGAUACAAACUUUACCAAUGCCGAAGCUGAAGUAGUCUGUAGAUCUCUUGGAUUCCCCACAGCGUUUGCUACGGGUUACAAUAAUUCUAAAUAUGGCGAAGGAUUUGGUGUCGUCUGGUUGAAUGGUAUUUCCUGUACUGGUGUAGAACGCACCCUGGGUCAAUGUGAUGUUGGACAGUUUGGUGGAAGUACAUGUGAUCACAGUCAUGAAGCUGGUGUUCGGUGUUACACUCCAAGUCAAAUCAAGACUAAAUACCCUAUAAGAUUAGUGGGAGGUAACUCUGCGAAUGAAGGAAGAGUUGAGAUCAGUAGAAAUGGCGUAUGGGGUACUAUAUGUGAUGAUAAUUGGAACGUGAACAAUGCUAAAGUUAUCUGUAGAAUGCUCAACUUAACCACAGAUAAGGUGAUAGCAAGAGGUGGUGAUUUUUUUCCACGUGGUAAGGGUAAGAUUUGGUUAGAUGAAAUAGAUUGUAUAGGUAAUGAGUCUAGUAUUGAUCAGUGUGGUCAUAAACCAUGGGGUGACUCAGAUUGUCAUCAUGAAGAAGAUGCUGGUGUAGUUUGUGGAUCUGUAGAAACAACUAUCUCUAUUCGUUUGGUUGGUGGUCUGAUCCCAUCAGAAGGUCGUGUGGAGGUCUUCCAUAAUAAUACCUGGGGUACAAUGUGUGAUGAUGAUGUUAAUACACCAGAAGCUAAAGUUAUAUGUCGUAUGGCUGGAUUUGAUGGAAAUUUUGCUUUGUCGUUUGGAAAGUCUCAUUUUGGAAGUGGUAGUGGACCAGUCUGGAUUGAUGAUUUAAGUUGUUCAGGUGAUGAAUCGUCUAUCAGUGUCUGUGCAUUCCGGAAGUGGGGAACAUCUAAUUGUGAUCACCUUGAAGAUGUAGGUGUCAUGUGUAAAGCCCCCGAUUUGAAACUACGACUGGUUAACUCUAAAGGUUUACCCAACGGAGGUCGGGUAGAAAUACAGUUGAAUGGUACAUGGGGAACUAUCUGCGAUGAUUUAUGGGACAAUAACGCUGCAGGGGUUGUAUGUGCUAUGGCAGGAUUCGCCAGAGAAGGUGCUGUGGCAAAAUCCAACUCGUUCUUUGGACAAGGGUCAGGACCAAUCUUUAUGGAUGAUACAGUAUGUGAUGGUACAGAAUCUAGUAUACUACAAUGUUCAACUAAGUCUGUUGAUACUGCGAACUGUGAUCAUAGGGAAGAUGCUGGAGUUGUUUGUAAAAUUGUUGACAUACAGGUGCGAUUAGCAAAUUCUCAAGAUCCAAAUCAAGGUCGUUUAGAGAUUUACCAUAAUAAUACCUGGGGUACUGUCUGCGAUGAUCAUUUUACCAAUGCAGCAGCUGUUGUGGCUUGUAAAAUGAUGGGAAAACCAUACACUGGAGCUCACACAGUAACUAAAGGAACUUUUGGUUCUGGUACUGGCAAGAUUUGGCUGGAUAACGUCGUGUGUUUCGGCAAGGAAUCAACUCUAGAUGAUUGUAGUCAUAACCACUGGGGUGUCAAUAAUUGUCAUCACCGUGAAGAUAUUGGAAUUAUUUGUACAAAUAAUGACAAGCCAACACAACCACCAUCAGUAGUGACAAAAGCACCAAUUAAAACUGUUUCUCCAGUGUUUGUACGUUUAGCUGGCGGUGAUCAGUAUAAAAUAAAUGAAGGCAGGGUAGAGGUCUUUUAUAACAAUCAAUGGGGAACAGUUUGUGACAAUCAAUGGACUGCUGCUGAUGCUGCUGUCAUAUGUGGCAUGUUAGGUUUUGACAGGUCUAAUGCUAAAGCUUUUGGUGCAGCGUAUUAUGGUAUGGGAUCGGGUAGAAUUUGGAUAGGUGGUGCUGGAUGUACUGGUACAGAAUCAUCAAUAAGUAACUGCCCGGUGCAAUGGGGAGGUUUUGGUUGUGGUCAUAACAGGGAUGCUGGUGUCUCCUGUCCAACUACUGGUCAUCCCAACGACUUUUUGCUCUUCACGGAUUCAAACCUUCAAAAGAUAUUCCGAAUGGACUUAAAAACGAAGAGUUACGUUACACUGCCUCUUACAAGCCAUGACAACCCCUUCGCUAUAGAUUAUGAUCCAGUUGAAGCCAACGUUUAUUGGACCGAUGUCGGAAGUAAACAGCUAUGGCGUGCCAGUAUAGAUGGAACUUCUGAAAAACUUAUUCUGCAACUGAAUAAUAAUUCCAUAACGGAUGGUAUUGCUGUGGACAUGGUCAAUCGUCUGCUCUUUUAUUCAGACACAGGAUAUGAUGUCAUAGCAUUAAUGACGCUAGAUGGUUUUGAACACAAAUCAGUUGUGACAUCCGGACUUGAUGAGCCCAGGUCUAUUGUUUUAGAUACAUUGAAAGGAAUUAUGUAUUGGACUGAUUGGGGAAAACAUGCUAAGAUAAUGACUGCUAAUUACGACGGGACUGGAAUGAAACCGGUUGUUAAUACAGAUUUACUAUACCCAAAUGGUAUAGCUCUAGAUAUUACUGGUGGUAAACUAUACUGGACUGAUGGUGGUUUAGCUAGAAUAGAAGUUGUUAAUUUAGAUGGAUCUAAUCGGCAACAGUUAAUGUAUAAACGUGGAGCUCAUCCAAUGGGUCUAGUUCUAUAUAACAAUAUACUAUACUAUACUGACUGGACAACCAUGUCUGUAAUGCAGGUGAAUAUAGAUGGUAGUAAUGCAACUACAGCAGGUCCUUCAGGUUUUGGUAGAUUAGGUGAUAUCCAUGUACAUGUUAAUGGUGCUGGACAAACAGGUACUACAGCUUGUUCUAAAAAUAGAGGUGGGUGUAGUCAUAUAUGUAUACCUACUGGUAAGUCUGGAAGAAAAUGUCUAUGUCCUAGUGCGUCUCAAAAAUUACAACCAGACGGUAUUACAUGUUCCCAAGGGCUCGGUUGCAUGCCACUAACAAAUCCAGAUCACGGUUCGAUAUCUCCUGAUGUCUGUACAUCCAAACAAACAAAUACUUGGAAAAAUUGUACAGUCAUGUGUGCAUCAGGCUUUAGGCUGAUUGGUCCAUCAGUUCUACAAUGUUUAGGCAACGGACAGUGGAGUAACAACAGUCAAUCUAUUCAAUGUAGAAGCAUGCAAGGACCGAACGUGAAAUGCCCCAAUGACAUGUCGUUGACAGCAACCAGAGGUCAAUCAUUUGUAACUGCAUCAUGGAAUAUCCCAUCUGCUCUUGAUAGUACUGGAAAUACAGCAACUGUCACUCAAAGUAUGACGUCACCUGUUCAGCUAUCAAGUGGUCAAUAUGUUGUUAAUGUCAUGGCUAGAGAUAGUUUGGGAAUGACAUCAGCGUGUUCUUUUAAGAUAUCAGUAACAGUAUUGCAGUGUCAGCCAUUAACAGUUCCUCAAAAUGGCCGUAUCCUAUCUCAGGUGUGUCCGACUUACUACGGUGCGGUUUGUCAAGUUGGGUGUGAGUUAGGUUAUACAGGAUCUCAACCCAUGACGGUCACCUGUGAUAAAACAACGGGAACGGAUGUAGCUUGGUCUAAGUUCAGUUUAAACUGUAAAGCUUAUUCUCCAGUCACAAGUUCUACUCAAAAUAAACCAAAUCAACAAAGUUCCAAUCCCUCAUCUCCAUCUUCUUCAUCUACAACACCUAUAGUAGCAGGGGCAGUAACUGGUAUAAUUAUUAUAGUUAUAAUACUGUCAAUCACUUUACUGAUAUUUAAACGAGGAUGGCCACGACGUAACGGACGACAUGUGUAUGAUUUAGAGCUAGAAAAAACAUCUAAUUCUUUAUCAGAAGGUUUUAGUAAUCCUACUUAUGAAUCUAAUUAGUACACAUAGAAAAUAGUUGAUAUAUUUUAUAGAUAUUAUUCCCUCUUCGAUCUGAGUGAAAGAUAAAAUUACCCAUUUAAUUUGAAUUUAUAUGUUGAUUCUGUCUUGAUUCAAACAUAAUUUCAUAAACAUUUCGUCCAUAGUUAAAAUUUAUCUCUGUGUGAACACAGAAAGCCAAUAAUAAAAUUAAAAUAAGGAAAAAAAAUCAUUCGAAACAGAUCAGCACAAUUCAUCAUCUUAUAAUGACCUAAAUCAAAGAUUUUUAAUUGGUAUAUCUACUUUUGUAGGCCGACUUUUAAUUUGUAGGUCGACUUUUUAUUAGUCUAUUAAUUAACAUUUCGACUUUUAAUUGGCAUACCGACUUUUAAUUUGUUUAUCGACUUAAUUGACAUGUCAAGUUUUAAAUGGUAUGUCGACUUUUAAUUGGUCUAUUCGGUUUUAAUUGGUUUAUCCAGUUUUAAUUGGUAGGUCGAAUUUAAUUGGUAUGUCGAUUUUAACUGGCAUGUCGGCUGUUAAUUGAUAUGUCGACUUUUAUUUGAUAUAUCAACUUUUAUUUGAUAUAUCAACUUUUAAUUGGUCUAUUGAAUUUUAAUUAAUUAAUCGACUUUUAAUUGGUUUAUCAAUUAGAACGCUUUAUCAGCUAGUAAUACUAUUUUGUUUAUAUGUAAUAGUUUUACUCAGCUGUAUGGUAAUCUAAUCACAUUUCGUCUCUAUGUUUGUGUGUAUAGUCUCUUCUCCAAGACUAUUCAAUGCAUAAGGGUGGCAACUAUCACAAUAACUAUGAUAGAACUAGGGAACGUGUCACGCGACUAUGUAUGUAUGUAUUCUAUAAUGUCCUGUUUGGUGUUUUGAUGAAAUAAACAUUAUCUUAUCAAUGUGAUUAACGAAAUAAAUGCAAAUCCAAACUAAAGAAAGAUAACUAUUGCACUCGCCCGUACCAAGCGGGGGGAGGGAGACGCGUACAUGGUGCCGUUAUCCGUGGACCGUCAAGUGUAGGUAGAAGCCGCCCUCUACCCCCACCCAUUUUUGGGCUAGCCACGGGCCUAUUGUACCAAUGAAUAAUCCAUCCCAUGUAUGUAUCAAUCUGUUCAUAAUAUUCACUUUGACACAAUGGUUUUAAUACUGUUCAGCAGACGUUUUAAUCUGUUACACAUAACAAAUAUUUCAGUUAUAGCACAAUGUUGUUAUUUGUAAAUGAAAUGAAAUGAAAUGAAAUGGGGUUUAACGUCCUACUGUUCUGCUCCUAUACUGGGCUAAUGAAGACGGGCAUACGCCAUACAGUGUGCUAUGAGGGAAAUUUUGCCCGGGCAGCGGCACUAUCGCCUACUCUUAUAUCGAAUUCCAACUGCCAAGGGAUCUUUCACGUGCAUUCCAAUGUAUACACGGGACCUCGGUUUUUCGUCUCAUCGGAAGGACUAGACAGCUGUCCUUGUCAGGCCCUCCGAUCUGCACCACUGACAAGGGGAAACCACGUCGGAAAAUCCAGAUGAACUUUCCCCGCCAAUGCAGGGAUCGAACACCCGACCUCCAGGCUAGCGAGCCAGCGUCAUUAUUUGUAAAUACUGCAUCUUAAGAAUAUAAAUAGUGCACCUUACAAUUUGUAGAUAGUUCAUGCUAAAGAUAUUUUAAAUUAGCUUAAGGAUUUUAUUUGUAAAAACUGUAUUUAAGAUUUAUAUAGAUUUAGAAUAAUUACAAAAUAUACUACACUUAUAAUAUGUAAAUAGUUCAUGUUUA